UAAACUUUGCCUCAGGCUUUCAGUUCGUUCUCACAGAUUUGAGGACCCUCAGUCAAGACAUAAAAAAAAAAUGACAGAAAACGAAGAGUCUCCUCCUAUGGAAGACAACGGCGCAGAAGGGGCAACUGAUCCUGAGUCAGAAGUACCUGGCAUGUCCAUGGAAGAGAAACAAAACUCUCAAUUUGAGGAGGAAAACACUGGGUCACCUCAUGAAAAAGAGAAAGAUGAUAUAAUGAACCCACUCCUACCCUCACAUCUGGACCUAGAAGUAAAACCACCACUAACCACUAUAAAAACUGGUGUUAUUAAACACAGAAGACUCGGAUUGCGAAAGAUAAAAAACAUUGAACAUGCAUUACCAACUGCUGUACCCGCCCCAGUCCAAACUGCUAUAUCAGGGAAACGCUCUGUGAUAUUGUCAAAUGAAGCCCAGCAGGAGAGAGUUAAACUGGUCAGAGCUUUCAAAGAUGAGCGCAGAGCAGCUCUUGAUUCCCGACACAGAUACCUCAUCUCUGUCAUUGCAGAGGCCAUCAGCCUGGCAGACAUGGAAGUUGAGGAAGCUAUCAUUGCGGAUGAUAAGUUCUACAUGAUCGAGGAAUUCUUCUCAGCCAAUGGCUCAAAAAGUCUCAUGUUGUUCUACCAAGCUACUGAAUCGUCCAAUUCUGGGAACGACACCUCGAAUGUAGCCAAAGGACAGAAGAAGCUGUUCAUUACAUCAGGCGAUCAUGAGGCUCUUACUGGACAGUGUUUGUUUUUCUUGAGAAUCACAGACAAGGCCAUAACAACUACAAACAUAUCCCAGGAGGUGAAUUUUGGAAUGCUUGACUGCUCAGAGUCAAGUAUCCUGCACAAUCUGGAGUUUCUUUUGACUCAAGUCAUGAACCAAGCCCUCAAGUCGCAGGAGGACUGGGGAGCUAUAAAAGAUGGCCAAAUGAACCCAGAUGUGCAAAACUUCCUGAGAUCUGUGGAUAAGUUCACUUUUACCCUCUCUUCAGUGAUGAGGAACAUGGAGGAAAAGUUUAAGCUUCAUCACAUUCCAUCAGCCCCUGAUCUAAGUCACAUACAGAAGCCUGAAGACUAUAGCUAUGCAGCUAAUAACUCAGAGCUGGUUGAAGAUCUGGAAGCAGUGCUGGUAUACUGGGCCAAGCAGAUCGAGCAAGUGUUGACAGAGAGUGAACGCAUUAGGAGAGAAUCGGAUGAUAUUGGACCUUCAGCAGAGUUGGCACACUGGAAGCGCAGAAUGAUCACCUUCUGCAGCCUUAUGGAUGAAAUCAAGGAUCCCUAUGUGAAGAAGAUUAUUGGCAUAUUGCAUGCAGCUAAGUCCAAGACAAUGAGCAAAUGGAAAGAACUGGAUGCCAGUAUUACAAUUGUAGCCAAUGAGGCUAAAGAUAAUGUGAAAUAUUUAUCUACCCUUGACAAGUUCUUUGAACUUUUGGAAAAAAGCACUCCGACCUCCAUGCUGAAACACAUUCCCAAACUGAUGAACAGCAUACACAUGAUUCAUAGAGUGUCUCAAUUUUACAACACCUCCGAACACAUGACAUCUCUCUUUGUGAAAGUCACGAAUCAAAUGGUAACCACCUCCAAAGCUUAUCUCUGCCAGGGGGUGACGAAAGUCUGGGAGUUGGACAGAAAGGAAUUGCUCAAGAGGAUGAAAGAAUGUAUUGAGUUGAACCAGGAGUACCAGCAAUGCUUCCGCCAAAUGAAGGAGAAAAUACAGCAGAACCCUCAUGAACGCCAAUUAGAAUUAAGUGAAAACUACAUCUUCGGAAAGUUUGACACAUUCUGCAAACGUCUGGAGAAGAUAACAGACAUGGCAACGACUCUUGAAGAUUUUUCAGUUCUGCAGUUUAUGAAAUUUGAAGGUGUUGAGAAAAUAUACAUGCGCUACCAAAACAUCGUGUCCACCAUCAAAUCCAAGACCUACAAUGUGCUUGACCAUCGCAAAUUAGAGUUUGACAAUGAUUACAUCGAGUUCCGAAAUCAAAUCCAGGUGCUUUAUCAGUCUGUUGAUGCACUGAUUGACACAUGGCUUCAACGACCACUCACUACUGAACAGGUCCUUGAGCUGUUGUCCAGAUUUGAGAACGGUGUGGGCAGACAAAUGGACCUCAACCAGAAAUACAUGGUAGUUCUGCAACGCUACGAAUGUGACCUUGAGUUUGUGCGCAAAUGCUACCAAAAAGAAAAGGACAAUCCCGUUUCACAACUAACCCCUUUGGCUGGCAAAAUUGAAUGGUCAAAGCAUCUGUUUAAAAAAAUUGAGUUGCCCAUGCAAAUUCUAAAAGACAAAUUGGACAUUUUGCAGAUGCCAGACAGGAGGAAGAUUAUUCGGUCAUACAACAGACUCGCUGCGGUUCUCCUGGAGUAUGAAAUGAUACAUCAAAAAGCUUGGGUUGAAGGUGUGGAAUUGGGACUCUCUGGUCUCAAUGCUUCGCUGCUGACCAGACACCCAACAACCAAGGAGUUCUAUGUAAAUCUUGAUCCUCUGGUCCUGGAGGUGUUGCAAGAGGCAAAUAACAUGUAUAAACUGGGUGCUCUUGUACCUGAUGGUAUCCAUGACAUGGCUGCCAAAGAACCACAGCUAAAGGAGUACCGUUACAAAUUACAGAUGAUGCUGAAAGAGUUUCAUGCAGUCGUCAAGAAGAUACCAGGUGUAUUAAAGUCCCCGAUGAAGCCCUUCAUCAGAUCUGUGGAGACUGCUCUGUCCCCUGGGCUGACCAUUCUUUCAUGGACGUCUCUCAAUAUUGACUAUUUCAUAGGUUGUGUGUACAAGGCAUUACAAGAGCUGGAGCAAGUACUGAAGGUGGUUACAGAUAUCCUGGAUUGUCGGAUUAAUCAUACCUUAGAGUCCAUGUGUUCGACCACACUGCUGACACUACCAGAAAAUGAACCAGUUACACCCGAGAUGUUUCUCACUCAUACAGCGGCCACCAUCAGCACUGAGAGAGAAACGCUGAAAGUUGCAAGUCAGCAGGUGGAGCGCUCAAUGUUAGAGAUAGCCGAGGAGCUGAACAGAAUGCUGAAACCCUCAGAAAGAGUCAACUUGAAGAAAUGCAGUUGUCUGCAUCCUGACGCCAAGCAGAUGACUCGUUGUCUACAAUGCCUGCCGUGUGCUUUCUACAUAAUGAUGGGGCAGUUGUGUCAAAGGAACACAGAAGCCCUGGUCACAGCUACCAAAUCUUCUUUAAAUGCUUUGCAUCGUCGUCUGCUUGCUGCGAGCUCCUCAUAUCGUUCUUCAUCUCCAAGUGGAGCUACCAUCCAGGUUCCUCUUUUCAGGGUUUCUGUUGAGCUAGCCAUUCCCAACAUUGUCUUCAGACCAAGUUUUGAGCACAUACAGGGCAUACUCAAUAAAGGUGUAAACAUGGUGCUUUCUAUGGCAAAGGACAUUCCACUUUGGAACUAUUUCCAUUUACAACAAGAUCAAUUGCAGGCAGAGCAGGUAGCAGCACGAGAGCAUGGAGAUGAAACGGUGGUCUCUAAACCAAUCCUGCUGAGGUCUCUGGACAGACAUGUGACAGAGCAUAAGGAUGUGAAUAAGUCUCUCUCCCAGCUUGUCCCUUUGGUGUCCUCCCUGAAAGCAGAUGCUGGGGACAUCCUGGAAGAUUUGUCUCAGUUUUCAGCCUUGUGGAACCAGGACCCUGCAGAGCAGGUGAAGGCUUUUUUGCAGACCAACCCAAUUUUGGCAGAUUUCAGUACCCAGCUAUCUCUAUAUUCCGCUUAUGAGACCCAAAUUCAUGAGCUUCCUCAGACAUGCACUGUGGGCCCAAUCCUCUUCGAAACCGAGUCCCUCAAAAUGUCCCUCAUUCAAGAGUGUCACACCUGGAAACGUGAAUUCGGGGCGGCUCUAAAUCAGCAGGCCUCAGCGGGUAUGACUGAGAUUAGUUCGUUUGUGGAUGGGGUGAACAGGCAGCUACAGAGGCCCAUCUCUGACCUGGAUGACGUGAGGGAAUCCAUGGGCGCCCUGCGUGAGUUACGAGAAGAGGAGAUACGAAUAGAAACCAUCAUGGGGCCGGUGGAGGAGUCGUUCGCCCUGCUGAAUCGCCACGAUCUGUUCUUCAAUGACGGAAACGCAGAAAGGAUUGAUGGGGUUGUGUACGCUUGGAAGGAACUUAAAGUGAUGGCUAAAGAAACUCAGAAAAAACUUUCAGACGUUGAACCUCACAUGAAGGCUGAGCUUAUAGCUGGGGUUGAGGUCUUCCAGAAGUCUGUAGAAAGUUUCUAUGGAGACUAUGACAACAGUGGUCCCGGAGUUACAGGUUUGCCGCCACGUGAAGCCAGUGACAGGUUACAAGUUUAUCAGGCCAAGUUUGAUGAACUGUGGAGGAAAUAUGUCACCUUUUCCAGUGGCGAAGAACUGUUUGGUCUGCCUGUUGGAGAAUAUCCUGAUCUUCACAGAAUCAAACGAGAGCUCAACCUCCUCUCCAAGCUCUACAGUCUUUACAAUUCUGUCAUUGACAGCGUUUCAGGCUACUAUGACAUACUAUGGGCCGACCUCAAUAUAGAGAAGAUCAACAAUGAGCUGCUGGAUUUCCAGAACAGGAUCCGCAAGCUUCCUGCAGCUCUGAAAGAAUGGCAAGCUUUUAAUGACCUGAAAAAGACUAUCGAUGACUUCAACGAAACCUGUCCUCUACUAUACAUGAUGGCAAAUAAGGCAAUGAUGGCCCGACAUUGGGAGCGGAUAACUGAUCUUACCAAGCACAAGUUUGAAGUGGAAGCUCCAAAUUUUAGCCUUCGAAAUGUUAUGGAAGCACCUUUGCUAAAGUGCAAAGAAGACAUUGAGGAUGUGUGUAUCAGUGCCGUUAAGGAGCGAGACAUUGAAGCCAAACUCAAAGAUGUUGUAACUGAAUGGAGCGGCCAUCAGUUCACAUUUGCAACAUUCAGGAAUCGUGGAGAGCUGCUGCUGAAAGGAUCCGAUACUUCAGAGAAGGUGGCAUUAAUGGAGGACAGUCUCAUGGUGCUUGGGUCUUUAAUGAGUAACAGAUAUAAUGCUCCAUUUAAGCCCACUAUCCAGCAGUGGGUGCAGAAGUUGUCAAACAGUUCAGAGGUGAUCGAGAAGUGGCUCACAGUACAAAAUCUGUGGCUGUACCUGGAGGCUGUGUUUGUGGGUGGAGACAUUGCCAAACAACUGCCACAGGAGGCUAAACGCUUCCAGAACAUUGACAAAUCAUGGCAGAGGAUAAUGCAGCGGGCACAUGAGAUUCCUGGUGUGGUUCAGUGCUGUGUCGGGGAUGAGACGCUGCAACAGCUGCUGCCACACCUGCUGGAACAGCUGGAAGUGUGUCAGAAAUCUCUGAGCGGAUACCUGGAGAAGAAACGUCUCGUCUUCCCGAGGUUCUUUUUCGUCUCUGACCCCGUCCUGUUGGAGAUACUGGGUCAAGCAUCUGACUCACACACUAUACAGGCUCAUCUCUUGAACCUUUUUGAUAAUGUGAACAGAGUUGUGUUUCAUGAGAAAAACUAUGACCAGAUACUGAGCUUUCAGUCACAGGAAGGGGAAACAGUGAAUAUGAGUGAACCAAUUAAUGCCCAGGGCAAUGUUGAAGCCUGGCUGGGUAUGUUACUUGAUGGAGUCAAGAAGACCCUUCAUAGCAUUAUAAGACAAGCUGCCAUGGUCAUCGGUGAUCAGGGCUUUAAACUGGUGGAGUUCCAGUCGAUGUUCCCUGCUCAGGUCGGACUGCUCGGCAUACAGUUUAUCUGGACCAGAGAUGCUGAGGAAGCUCUGCAGCAAAGCAAGGCUGACAAGAAGAUAAUGCAGACAACUAACCAGAAAUUCCUGGAUCUUUUGAACGAACUGAUUGAUAUGACUACUCAUGAUCUGACCAAGAUGGAAAGAACCAAAUAUGAGACACUCAUCACCAUACACGUUCACCAGAAGGACAUUUUUGAUGACCUGGUACAAAUGAACAUCCGGUCACCAUUAGACUUUGAAUGGCAGAAGCAGUCUCGUUUCUACUUCAUAGAUGACACAGACAGAUGCAUAAUCCAAAUCACAGAUGUGGAGUUUGAUUACUGUAAUGAGUAUCUGGGCUGCACUGAUCGUCUUGUGAUUACACCUCUUACUGACAGGUGUUACAUCACAUUGGCCCAGGCUUUAGGGAUGAGUAUGGGAGGAGCUCCAGCUGGUCCUGCAGGCACAGGAAAAACUGAAACCACCAAAGACAUGGGCCGCUGCCUGGGAAAAUACGUAGUUGUCUUUAAUUGCUCUGACCAGAUGGAUUUCCGUGGACUGGGCCGCAUCUAUAAAGGAUUAGCCCAGUCUGGCGCAUGGGGCUGUUUUGAUGAGUUCAACCGCAUUGAACUGCCUGUGCUCUCGGUAGCUGCUCAACAAAUCUACAUCGUCCUGCAGUGCAAGAAGAACAAAAAAUCUCAGUUUAUAUUCACAGAUGGAGAUGUGGUGGAUAUGGAUAAAGAGUUUGGCAUUUUCCUUACUAUGAAUCCAGGUUAUGCUGGUCGGCAGGAGCUGCCUGAGAAUUUGAAAAUUCAGUUUCGCACAGUGGCUAUGAUGGUGCCCGACCGAGCCAUCAUCAUGAGGGUGAAACUCGCCAGCGCAGGUUUUCGGGAAAAUCAAGUCCUCAGCCGCAAGUUUUACACUCUGUAUAAACUGUGUGAGGAACAGCUUUCCAAACAGGUCCAUUAUGACUUUGGCUUGAGGAACAUCUUGUCUGUUUUAAGAACGUUGGGUGCUGUUAAGAGGUCCAAUCCAACAGAGCCAGAAAAGACUGUGGUCAUGAGAGUUCUGCGUGACAUGAACCUCUCCAAACUGGUUGAUGAAGAUGAGCCUCUGUUCAUGAGCCUGAUCAAUGACCUGUUUCCGGGGAUCAUGCUGGAUAAAGCUGGUUACCCUGACCUGGAAGCUGCUAUCACCAAACAAGCUGAAGAAGCAGGACUGAUUGCACACCCACCCUGGAUUCUUAAACUUGUGCAACUGUAUGAGACUCAGAGAGUGAGACACGGUAUGAUGACCCUUGGUCCCAGUGGAACAGGAAAAACCACGUGUAUCCACACGUUAAUGAAAGCCAUGACAGACUGUGGAAAUCCUCACAAGGAGAUGAGGAUGAAUCCCAAGGCCAUCACUGCCUCCCAGAUGUUUGGCACAUUGGACGUGGCCACAAAUGACUGGACAGAUGGUAUCUUCUCCACACUCUGGCGGAAAACUCUAAAAUCCAAGAAGGGAGAGCACAUAUGGAUUGUUCUCGAUGGUCCAGUUGAUGCCAUCUGGAUCGAAAAUCUCAACUCUGUCUUAGACGACAACAAGACCCUCACCCUGGCCAAUGGAGACCGAAUACCAAUGGCUCCCAACUGCAAGGUGGUAUUUGAGCCUCACAACAUUGACAAUGCGUCUCCUGCCACCGUGUCCCGCAACGGAAUGGUCUUCAUGAGCUCCUCUGUUUUGGACUGGCAACCCAUACUGCAGGCCUGGCUUAAAAAGAUCCCGCCAAUGCAGGCUGAUGUGCUGCUGGCCGCCUUCAACUCGAUCUAUCAGGAUUUGAUGAAUUUUGUCUUCACUGCCGUGUCCCCCAAAAUGCAGCUGCUUGAAUGCAUGUACAUAAAGCAGACCAUUGAUUUAUUACAGGGCCUGUUGCCAGCCGUUGAAGAGAAGAACCUAAAUGCGGCUCACAUCAACCGCCUUUUCAUUUUUGCUGUCAUGUGGUCUGCUGGUGCUUUAAUGGAACUAGAGGAUCGAGCCAAGAUGGAGGUGUUUCUUAAAAAGCACAAUGCCAGACUGGACCUUCCCAGCACACAGGGAGAACAGACCAUCUUUGAGUUUUUGGUCAGUUCCACUGGAGAGUGGGAUCUGUGGGCUACAAGGGUGCCAGAGUAUAUUUACCCCAAAGACUCGGUUCCUGACUACGCCUCCAUUCUUGUACCCAAUGUCGACAAUAUACGGACUGACUUCCUGAUGCAAACUAUCAUGAAGCAAGGCAAAGCUGUGCUGCUUAUUGGUGAACAAGGAACAGCCAAGACUGUCAUGAUAAAGGGCUACACCAGCAAGUAUGACCCAGAAACCAAUUUGAGUAAAAGCUUAAACUUUUCCUCGGCCACCCAGCCUGGCAUGUUUCAGCAGACCAUCGAAAGUUACAUCGACAAGCGCAUGGGCACCACCUAUGGACCUCCUGGAGGAAAGAAGAUGACGGUCUUUGUUGAUGACAUCAACAUGCCGGUUAUCAAUGAGUGGGGCGAUCAGAUCACCAAUGAGAUUGUUCGUCAGCUGAUGGUGCAAGGAGGUUUUUACAGCCUGGAACGGCCUGGCGAAUUCACCACUGUGGUCGACUUGCAGCUGGUGGCUGCCAUGAUCCACCCCGGAGGAGGCCGCAAUGAUAUCCCUCAGCGUCUCAAACGCCAGUUCUGUGUGUUUAACUGCACUCUGCCAUCCAACUCCUCCAUAGAUAAGAUCUUCCACACACUGGCCAGUGGUUACUUUUGUGUAGAAAGAGGCUUCCCGGAAGAGGUGUGCUCUCUGGCUGCUGCCCUGGUCCCCACCACGAGGAAAGUGUGGCAAGCAGUCAAAGCUAAGAUGCUGCCUUCCCCUGCAAAGUUCCACUACAUUUUUAACUUGCGAGAUCUGAGCAGGAUUUGGCAGGGGAUCCUCACCGUGGGCUCAGAAGUGUGUCAGACGCCUCAACUGCUGGCGUCUCUUUUCCGCCACGAGUGUUCAAGGGUCAUCGCUGACCGCUUCAUUGAUGAGAAGGACAGAGAGACGUUUGAUGGCAUUUUAGAGAGGAUCACAGCACAGGAUCAUGGUCCUAGUCUUCUGGAGCAGGGGCCAUGGCAAGGGUAUUUUGUGGAUUUCCUGCGGGAUGCUCCAGAGAUGACGGGAGAGGAACCGGAAGACGCUGAAGAAGAAACACCAAAAGUCUAUGAGCCCAUUCCCACAUUCAAGGCUUUAUCUGAGCGCCUGUCUAUGUUUCAAGAGCAGUAUAAUGAAGCUGUUAGAGGAGCAGCCAUGGAUCUGGUCUUCUUUGAGGAUGCCAUGAUCCAUUUGAUGAAAAUAUCCCGUAUAAUCCGGACGGCUCGUGGGAAUGCACUACUGGUUGGAGUCGGAGGUUCUGGGAAACAGAGUCUCACCAGACUUGCAUCCUUCAUAGCUGGAUACCAGAGCUUUCAAAUCACACUGACAAGAACCUACAAUGUGAGUAAUCUAAUUGAGGACCUGAAAGCCCUGUACAGAAUUGCAGGUUUGGAAGGAAAGGGCGUGACCUUCAUCUUCACCGACAAUGACAUCAAAGAUGAAGCUUUUCUGGAGUACAUGAACAACGUUCUGGCAUCUGGUGAAGUCUCAAACCUGUUUGCCCGAGACGAAGUGGAUGAGAUCACCCAAAGUCUUAUUCCAGCCAUGAAGAAGGAUCUCCCACGCUGCCCACCCACCAUCGACAACCUCUACAACUACUUUCUAUCCAGAGUACGCAGUAACCUGCAUGUGGCUCUUUGCUUUUCUCCAGUUGGCGAGAAGUUGCGUUCGCGUGCCCUGAAGUUCCCCGGCCUCAUCUCUGGGUGUACUGUGGACUGGUUCCAGCGAUGGCCACGAGAUGCUUUGGUAGCCGUGGCUCAGCACUUCCUCUCCAACUAUUCACUGCGCUGCUCGGACGAGGUGAAGAGGAGUGUGGUGCAAACAAUGGGAACGUUCCAAGACAUGGUAGCUGAGAUCUGCACAGAGUACUUCCAGCGCUUCAGACGUCAGACCUAUGUGACGCCCAAAUCCUACUUGACAUUUAUUAAGGGUUACCAGAUGAUUUACACGGAAAAGAUUGAAAACGUUGGGGUGCUCGCUGAACGAAUGAACACAGGUCUGGAGCGGCUCAUGGAGGCUGAACUGUCAGUAAAUGAGCUUCGUGUGGAGCUGAGAGAGAAGGAGAAGGUGUUGGAGGUGGCUAAACAGAAAGCUGGUGAAGUUCUGCUGGAGGUCACAGCCAAGGCACAAGCUGCAGAGAAGGUGAAGGCUCAGGUCCAGAAGGUGAAAGAUAAAGCCCAGGCAAUCGUGGAUGAGAUUGAAGGGGACAAGAAGGUGGCCGAGUCCAAACUUGAGGCUGCCAAACCAGCAUUGGAAGCAUCCGAGGCGGCUUUAAAGACCAUCAAGCCUGCAGAUAUCGCAACAGUGCGUAAACUAGGAAAGCCUCCACAUCUGAUCAUGCGGAUCAUGGACUGUGUGCUGCUGCUGUUCCAGCGGCGGGUUGAUGGGGUCACCAUGGACCCUGAGAGACCCUGUGUGAAACCUUCAUGGGGUGAAGCUCUUAAACUGAUGAAUAACUCUGGAUUCCUUAGCAUGCUGCUCAACUUCAACAAGGACACUAUUACAGAAGAGGUGGUUGAGCUGCUCUCUCCAUAUCUGGCGAUGGAAGACUAUAACCUAGAAACAGCUAAAAGAACCUGUGGUAAUGUGGCAGGUCUCUGUUCAUGGACUGAAGCGAUGGUGGAAUUCUUUGGCAUCAAUAAGGAAGUUCUGCCCUUAAAGGCUAAUUUGAAGCUUCAAGAGGCUCGUUUGACUGUAGCACAGGAUGAACUAUCAAGAGCCCAGGAACAACUGGAUGCUAAGCAGAAGGAACUGGACGAUGCUCAGGCGAUGUAUGACGCUGCCAUGAAGGAAAAGCAGGACCUGCUAGAUGAUGCCGAGGCAUGCAAAAAGAAAAUGUCCAAUGCCGUGGCACUUAUAGAUGGACUUGGUGGAGAAAAGAUUCGCUGGACAGAGAGCAGUGCUCAGUUUGAGAGGCAAAUCAAAGAUAUGGUCGGUGACGUGUUACUUGCCACUGGAUUUCUGUCCUACUCUGGACCUUUCAACCAAGAGUAUCGAACUCUUCUCAUGCAACAGUGGAAGAAAGAGAUGGAUAGCAGGCACAUUCCUUACAGCGAGAACCUGAAUCUGAUCAAUAUGCUGGUGGAUAACGCCACUAUAGGAGAAUGGAACCUGCAGGGUCUCCCCAAUGAUGACCUGUCCAUUCAGAAUGGCAUCAUCGUGACAAAAGCUUCUCGUUAUCCUUUGCUGAUUGAUCCACAGGGCCAAGGCAAGAUCUGGAUCAAGAAUCGUGAACAGAGUAAUGACCUACAGGUGACAUCUCUUAACCACAAAUAUUUCCGAACUCACCUGGAAGACUGUCUGUCCCAGGGCAAACCUUUGCUCUUAGAGGAUGUUGGGGAAGAGCUUGAUCCAGUGCUGGAUAACAUUCUGGAGAAGAACUUCAUAAAGACUGGAAAAACCUCCAAAGUUAAAGUUGGGGACAAAGAAGUGGACGUGAUGGAGACGUUUACUCUGUACAUAACAACUAAACUGGCCAACCCCGCAUAUAGUCCAGAGAUCAAUGCGAAGACAGGAGUGGUGGAUUUUACUGUCACUAUGAAGGGCUUGGAAGACCAGUUACUCGGCAGAGUCAUUCUCAUAGAAAAAAAGGAAAUGGAGGCUGAACGUGUGAAGCUCUUGGAGGAAGUGACAUCAAACAAGAGGAAGAUGCAGGAGUUGGAGAGCAACCUUCUGUACAGGCUGACCAGCAUUCAAGGCUCUCUAGUCGAGGACGAGUCUCUUAUCGAAGUGCUCAAAGUCACAAAGACUACUGCACAGGAGGUGAGUCAAAAGCUGACAGUUGCUGCAGAGACAGAAAUUAACAUCAACCACGCUCGAGAGGAGUACCGUCCAGUGGCCACCAGAGGGAGCAUCCUGUAUUUCCUGAUUGUGGAGAUGAGUCUGGUCAAUGUGAUGUACCAAACCUCCCUCCGCCAGUUCCUGGGCAUCUUUGACAUGUCGAUGGAGAAGUCGCCGAAGUCUCAGGUUACAGCCAAAAGACUUGAAAACAUCAUGGAGUUCCUCACUUUCGAAGUGUUUCGCUACACAGCUCGAGGGCUCUAUGAAGAUCACAAGUUCCUUUUCACGCUGCUUCUGGCCUUGAAAAUAGACCUGCAGACCAAAAAUAUUUCCCACAACGAGUUGCAGACAUUCAUCAAAGGUGGAGCCUCUUUGGAUCUAAACUCUGUCGAGGCCAAACCAAAGCGCUGGAUCCUGGACACAACAUGGCUAAACCUGGUGCAGUUGUCCAGCCUGCACACAUUCGCCACUCUCCUGACCCAGGUGGGCCGCAACGACAGGGCUUGGAAAAGCUGGUUUGAUGAAGCCACUCCAGAAGAGUCUCCUCUUCCAGACGGUUAUGAGAGCCAGCUGGAUGCUUUCCGCAAACUGCUGCUGAUACGAAGCUGGUGUCCUGACCGCACUAUUGCACAGGCACGUAAAUAUAUUGCUGAAUCAAUGGGGGUGAAGUACGCAGAGGGAGUGAUUCUGGAUAUGGAGGCCAUGUGUUCAGAAGCAGAGAAGAGGAUACCUCUGGUCUGCUUUCUGUCUAUGGGUUCUGAUCCUACAGAGAACAUAGAUAGGCUCGCCAAGUCGAAGGGCAUUCCUUGCAGGCCGAUCUCCAUGGGACAGGGACAGGAAGUGCAUGCAAGAAGGCUUCUGGCACAGAGCAUGUCUGAUGGAGGCUGGUUACUUCUGCAGAACUGCCAUCUGGGAUUGGACUUCCUGGAUGAAGGUCUAGAGACAGUCACAACAACAGAGAACAUCCAUGACAAUUUUAGGUUGUGGGUGACUACAGACGUGCAUCCCAAAUUCCCCAUAAACUUCCUGCAGUCUUCUAUUAAAUUCACCAAUGAGCCUCCGCAAGGGGUGAAGGCUGGACUCAAGCGGACAUAUAAUAGUGUGACUCAAGAGCAGUUGGAGAUCACAAACAUGCCUCAGUGGAGACCACUUUUCUAUGCUGUGGCAUUUCUGCACACCACGGUCCAGGAGAGACGCAAAUUUGGUCCACUCGGCUGGAACAUUCCCUAUGAGUUCAACCAGGCUGAUUUCACCUCCAGUGUCCAGUUUGUGCAGAACCACUUGGAUGACAUCGACAUCAAGAGAGGAGUCAACUGGAAUUGCCUGCGCUACAUGUUGGGAGAGGUUCAGUAUGGUGGACGUGUCACAGACGAUAUGGACAAACGCCUGCUCAAUACUUUUGCUCGCAUCUGGUUUAGUGAGAGCAUGUUUGCGGACAAAUUCUGUUUCUACAAAGGAUAUACUAUACCAAAGGCCAGAAUGCUUCAGGAUUACCAUGCACAUAUUGAUGCUCUGCCAUUGGUUGAUACACCUGAGGUAUUUGGCCUCCAUCCCAACGCUGACAUCACUUACCAGACCAAUUUGGCUAAUGAUACCCUGAGUACCAUCCUCAACAUCCAGCCCAAAGACAGCAGCAGUGGAGAGGGCGAGACUAGAGAGUCGUCAGUCCAGAAAAUGGCCAAUGAGAUGUUAGAAAAACUUCCAGCUGACUAUGUGCCACAUGAGGUGAAAAGCAGCCUACAAAAAAUGGGAGCAUUCCAGCCCAUGACAAUAUUUCUCCGUCAAGAGCUUGACAGAAUGCAGCGUGUUAUUGGUCGUGUUCGCAGUACCCUCACUGACCUUAAACUUGCAAUUGAUGGGACUAUAAUAAUGUCAGAGGACCUCCGUGAUGCUCUGGACAGCAUGUAUGAUGCCCGUGUCCCCAAGUCCUGGCAGAAGAUCUCUUGGGAAGCUGCUUCUCUGGGUUUCUGGUUCACCGAGCUCCUCGAGAGAAACCAGCAGUUCUACAGCUGGACGUUCAACGGACGACCUCUUCAGUUUUGGCUUACAGGAUUUUUCAAUCCACAGGGCUUCUUAACAGCGAUGCGCCAAGAGACCACUCGAAUGAAUCUGUCUAAAGGCUGGGCUCUUGACACUGUCAUCCUACUUAACGACGUCACUCGCAUGAUGAAAGAAGAUGUUACAAGUCCUCCGCCUGCAGAUAUUGGCGGUGUCUACAUCUACGGCCUCUAUCUGGAUGGAGCCGGGUGGGACAAACGAAAUGUUAAACUGACAGAAUCGUCUCCAAAGGUACUCUUCAAUCUGUUGCCAGUUGUGCAUGUGUAUGCAGUGAGCAGCACCACAGAGUCCAAGAAGCCGGCCAUGAAUCUAUACUCCUGCCCAGUGUACAAGAAGCCAAGGCGGACUGACCUGACGUACAUCUUUUCACUGUUCCUCCGAAGCAGCCAGAACCCAGACCACUGGACUCUGAGGGGAGUCGCUUUACUCUGUGACUGUAAAUAAACCCUCAAUCUGCUGAGGCCUGAGGUAUUUUCACACAUGAACAAUGAGCGUGAACGUUUGAAGAGAAAUAUGUGCUUAUUAUAUCAUAAAAACAGAAAUCUGCUUAAUUCUAAGUGUUGUUUAAGAUAAAAUUGGUGAAACAUGUUGGUACACUUGAUUUUUUCAAUAAUAUGACUAUGGUUAUGUUCUUAUACUUGUAUUUUGUCCUAUGAAAUAAACAAUAAACAGCUUAAAAAUACAUAA
Danio rerio (zebrafish) is the source of this 14317-nucleotide messenger RNA. NCBI's taxonomy places the organism in Eukaryota, Metazoa, Chordata, Actinopteri, Cypriniformes, Danionidae. The record is from RefSeq and is a predicted model, not a curated record.